UCGGGGAGGCUAGUUCAUACUCCUCUACGACUGCGAGGCUAGGGUUUUUAGAAUUCUUGCGUCUUCCAUCUUCGCUGAGGAACAAAUCGAAAUCAUGGGCCACUCCAAUGUGUGGAAUUCUCAUCCCAAGAACUAUGGACCUGGUUCUCGCACCUGCCGUGUGUGUGGGAAUCCUCAUGGAAUGAUUAGGAAAUAUGGCCUUAUGUGUUGCAGGCAGUGCUUCCGUAGCAACGCCAAGGAAAUUGGCUUCAUUAAGUAUCGCUAAGUAUUAGUCUCCACCUGCCCCAACCGUUGGAGAUUCUGGCAUUUGAUGAUGAUGAUGAUGUGGGGAUGGUUUUAUUGUUUUAAGAACUUGAGAAUUUUUGUGGCAUUUAGUUAAUUUAAUCUUCAAACUUAUGUUGUGGAACUAAGAAUAUUUUUUUUAUAUUAUUGUUUUUAGCUAAUCUACAUCGUUCUCUGUGAUUCAUUUAUCAUUCUG
Gastrolobium bilobum is the source of this 478-nucleotide messenger RNA. RefSeq names its product small ribosomal subunit protein uS14z/uS14y/uS14x. Gene Ontology annotation, biological process: translation. The transcript has 3 exons. Lineage: Eukaryota; Viridiplantae; Streptophyta; Magnoliopsida; Fabales; Fabaceae. The record is from RefSeq and is a predicted model, not a curated record. Gene Ontology annotation, cellular component: ribosome; cytosolic small ribosomal subunit. Gene Ontology annotation, molecular function: zinc ion binding; structural constituent of ribosome. Bases 95 to 265 code for a protein of 56 amino acids.